AUGUCGACACACACGCCGUCCCCUCUCCCCACGCUCCUACUCCCGCCUGCACUCAUCACACCCUACGGCGCUAGCUCUCCUCAGUCCUCCCGCCACUCACAGCACGCACCUCUCCAUAUUUAUACACCCCCACACUCCCAAACCACCCCUUCAAAGAUGUUCGCUAACUCCAGCGCUGCUGCCGUUACGGCCGCCUCGAACUCGCCGCAGAGGUCUCCCCGCCCGUCUCCGAAGAAGGCUGCGGUAAAGAAGGCUGCGGCCAAGAAGGCUGCGGCCAAGAAGGCUGCACCGAAGAAGGCUGCACCGAAGAGGGCUGCACCGAAGAGGGCUGCACCGAAGAAGGCUGCACCGAAGAAGGCUGCGGCAAAGAGGGCUGCGAAGAAGUCUGCACCGAAGAAGGCCGUGAAGAAGGCUGUGAAGGCCGUGAAGAAGGCUGUGAAGGCGGCGAAGAAGGCUGUGAAGAAGGCGGCGAAGAAGGCGGCGAAGAAGUAA
This is a messenger RNA of Leishmania braziliensis MHOM/BR/75/M2904, 492 nucleotides long. Its product is annotated as histone H1. Bases 1 to 492 code for a protein of 163 amino acids. Lineage: Eukaryota; Euglenozoa; Kinetoplastea; Trypanosomatida; Trypanosomatidae. The record is from RefSeq and is a predicted model, not a curated record. The transcript has a single exon.